This is a messenger RNA of Tripterygium wilfordii, 1181 nucleotides long. RefSeq names its product endo-1,3;1,4-beta-D-glucanase-like. The record is from RefSeq and is a predicted model, not a curated record. The transcript has 9 exons. Gene Ontology annotation, molecular function: hydrolase activity. The coding region runs from base 281 to 1024 and encodes 247 amino acids. NCBI's taxonomy places the organism in Eukaryota, Viridiplantae, Streptophyta, Magnoliopsida, Celastrales, Celastraceae.
GCAACGCGAUUCUUGAUGGCAGCGAUGGACAAUCUCCAAUUCCCUUCCAAAACGUUUCUUCUUCAAGCUUGCUCGUCUGCGAUUCAAUCCUUUGGCGCCACAUCGAAGUUUAUUUUAACGAACCCAAUUGGAGGGCCUGCCUUGAUUCCGCCUGAUUAAGGCACUGUGAAGGACCUGUGACGAUUAACCCCAGUACCCCACAUUGGGAAAGGCUGACCCUCUCAGGUUUUUGGAGUUCAGAGGUGCAGUCAAAGUACAUGCCUUAUGCAAGGAAAGAAGAAUGUUGGGGGCUCAGUGCUGUUCAAACCCUCCAAAACUUAACCCAAGCAGUGGUGCAGGGCAUUUUGAGAAAUUUGGAGGCCUCAACACUUAUGUCACUGGUCCUGCUUACUCCAGCCCCGCUCUUCUUCUUGUCUCUGAUAUUUAUGGAUAUGAAGCUCCAAACUUAAGGAAGCUUGCAGACAAGAUUGCGGCUGCUGGAUUUUAUGUGGUGGUUCCUGACUUCUUUUAUGGAGAUCCAUAUAAUCCUGAUAACGUUGAGAAGCCACUACCAGUUUGGAUAACAGAUCAUGGAGUGGGUAAGGGAUUUGAAGAUGCAAAGCCAGUUAUAGAAGCAUUAAGAAGGAAGGGUGUUUCUGCAAUUGGUGCUGCAGGGUUUUGUUGGGGAGCCAAGGUAGUGGUUCAAUUAGCAAAGCCUCAUUUUAUCCAAGCAGCUGUGCUGUUACAUCCGUCAUUAGUUGCUGUGGAUGAUAUCAAGGGUGUUGAGGUUCCCAUGGCUGUACUUGGAGCCGAGAUUGAUCGGUAUUCUCCACCGGUGCUCUUAAAACAGUUUGAAGAGGUCUUAGCUGCUAAGGUUGAUGUCUACUUGAAGAUAUUUCCCAGUACCGCACAUGGUUGGACUGUGAGGUACGACGUUGAAGAUCAAAACGCUGUGAAGUCUGCAGAGGAGGCACAUCGAGACAUGUUGGAGUGGUUUACCAAGUACGUUAAACGAGGAACUGCUUUGAUGAACUCUCGUUUGUAAUCCUUAUAAGUCUUGUGCUUAGUGACUUAUUGUUUGGAAAGUUGAAGAAUUCUUCAUGUCAGUGUGUUAAAUUGCUGGAAACCUCGUCUAUGAUAUUUGAUGCAUUUUAAGAACAAAGAACUGAAUAGUUUAUGAAAAAGACCCUUUGGCCUUACAA